AUGGACCGAAACAACCACAAAACUACAAGAUGGCUGGCCCGUCUUACACUCCUCAUGCAAAUACUCAGCGCAAAUGCCGAAGUAGUAACCGUCUGGACCACGGUAAAAGUGCCUGCGCCAACCCCAACCGUGCCGUUAUCGCCAUCUUACACCUCCCUCGACACGUUCAAGGACGAUAUGUUGAAAGUCACGAACGAGUACCGCGCCAAUCACGAUGCCAGUCCACUAAAAUGGAACGAUACACUGGCUGAUUACUCUCGGGAAUGGGCAGAAGCCUGUAUCUGGAAACAUUCGAAAAGUAGCUACGGCGAGAACCUCGCAUUUGGAUAUGAUAAUGUCUCCGCUGCUGUCAUCGCCUGGGGCGAUGAACGCGAUAUGUAUAACUUUGACAAGCCGACAGGCUUCACCGAGGAGACUGGACAUUUCACUCAGCUAGUCUGGAAGUCGACUACGCAGGUUGGAUGUGCUGCUGUCAACUGUGGGUAUAAGAAGGACGACAACGCCAAAAGAGAUGAGGAGAUCGAAGUACGAGAGGAUGUCUUCGAAGGGAUGGUUGUGGCGCCUCGUUUCAGCGGAGACGAAGCGGAACGAGAUAGCUUGGAAGGGCUCAAGGUUGCACGAAGCGAGCCGCGAGCUCAAGGGUGGUAUGUUGUUUGCGAGUAUACGCCUCCUGGAAAUGUGGUGGGCUUGAAGGAUUCCUAUUUCAAGAAGAAUGUUUUGCCGAAGAAGGAGCCUUCCGCUGAGUCGACAAAGUCUUCUUCGUCCACGACUUCUGAGCCUUCUUCCACGUCUGUCUCUGAGCCAUCGCCUUCGCCAAAUGCCGCAUCCACUACCAUCGGGAAUCGUCGGCCUAGUCAUCGGCCUACAGCAUGUGCUAUGAAGUUCGAGCUGAGCUCGACAUUGGGGAUGAUGCUGGUAGCAUUGGGGACGGUCGUUGUCGGAAGAGGGCUUUACGGCUGA
Molecule: messenger RNA, 960 nt
Organism: Penicillium griseofulvum
Lineage: Eukaryota; Fungi; Ascomycota; Eurotiomycetes; Eurotiales; Aspergillaceae
Product: putative extracellular SCP domain protein Pry1
Exons: 2
Coding region: 1-960 (319 amino acids)
Cellular component (GO): extracellular region
Source: RefSeq, a predicted model, not a curated record